AUGGGCCAGCCAAGCAGGAAACCCCUGCAGCGCACCCUAAGUCAGAGCUCCAGAGAAAGCUCUACGGGGUCCAGCUCAACCAAAGCUCCUGCCUCGGGAUCGUCGCAGUCCUCAGCGCCCAAGAAAAUGAGUAGCUUGAGCUCGCUGCAAGCUUUUCAUUUCAAAGCCCCAAGCAGCAGCUCCCAAUCGAAGGCAGACCAAGAUCGAAUACUCAUGCCCCCUCCUUCAAAGUCGCGAUCGACUUCUCCUGUCAAGUUGUCUACAAAGCCUGUUAGCUCCGGCUCCACAUCUUCACAAAAAUCUGCACCUGCCCCGAAAACCGGAUCAAAACCCAGCUCGUCAAGUAGCAGAAAGGGCAAGGGGAAAGAGAACGAUGUGAUUGAGCUGUUGAGCAGCGAUGAAGAGAUCGACGAGAUCCGCCCAGCCAGCCCGGUACGGAUUGUGGGGAAGCGAAAGCGGAAAGAGGAAUCAGGCAUGUGA
This is a messenger RNA of Cryptococcus wingfieldii CBS 7118, 480 nucleotides long. RefSeq lists its product as hypothetical. Bases 1 to 480 code for a protein of 159 amino acids. The record is from RefSeq and is a predicted model, not a curated record. The transcript has 2 exons. Lineage: Eukaryota; Fungi; Basidiomycota; Tremellomycetes; Tremellales; Cryptococcaceae.